AUGUGCAAAAUAUGCUUUGAAACUAGAGAUCUAUGGAAAAAGUCGGGAUUUUGGCUCUCAAAUGCUUAUCAAAUGAAUGCUACGAUUCCUGCAGUUUCAUCCCACGACUCGUUAAGAGACUUAUCAUCGACUGAUAAAGAGUAUACAUCAGUGCAUCACUUGAGAAAUGAUACAACAAUUGGUAUCAAUCCUUCGUCUUUAACAUUAUGGCAAAAGUUGUCGGACGCAGCCAUGAGAUUAGGAGAUGAAAGUCAAUACAUUUGUAAUAAUAAUAAUACCCAAUCCUCAUCACAAUCAGUAUCAUCAACACUUAGACCACUAAUUUCUGUGAUAAGAAACGAUAGUCAAAGUCCUAAACAUGACGAAACUGAACGUCAAAUUCAUCCAAAAUUGUGGUCAACGACAGCAACACUUGAAAUGAAAUGUCUUUGGGAUGAGUUCAACGAAUUGGGAACCGAAAUGAUUGUUACAAAAGCGGGACGGAGAGCAUUUCCAACAUUUCAAAUAAAACUCCGGGGAAUGGAUCCGAUAUCAGACUACAUAUUAAUGAUGGACUUUAUGCCAGUCGAUGACAAACGAUAUCGAUAUGCAUUUCAUAGUUCGAGUUGGGUCGUGGCUGGAAAGGGAGAUCCGAGUACUCCGCCCAGAAUCCAUGUGCAUCCGGACUCACCCGCUAAGGGCGCUCAUUGGAUGAAACAAAUUAUAUCAUUUGAUAAAGUUAAAUUGACAAACAAUCAAUUAGAUGAUAAUGGACAUAUAAUCUUAAACUCAAUGCAUAGAUAUCAGCCGAGAUUUCAUGUGUUAUAUGUGGUACCAAAAGAUGAGGACAUGAAUCAAACGGAAAAUUUCAAGACAUUUACGUUUUCUGAAACCAAGUUUACAGCGGUUACCGCAUAUCAGAACCAUAGGAUAACUCAACUGAAAAUAGCGUCCAACCCUUUCGCUAAAGGUUUCAGGGAUUGUGAUUUGGAUGACUGGAAUGGGAUGCCGGCACAGACACCGACACAUGUAACUAAUACACAUAUAUUUGACUCGUGGUCAGCAACAGCAGCGGCACAAACAUGUAAUCAACAGCAAUACCGAACCAAUGGAUCGGCUUUUUCUCAUAUUAUGCAAAAAUGA
This is a messenger RNA of Oppia nitens, 1122 nucleotides long. Its product is annotated as T-box transcription factor TBX1-like. Gene Ontology annotation, biological process: regulation of transcription by RNA polymerase II; cell fate specification; positive regulation of DNA-templated transcription. The coding region runs from base 1 to 1122 and encodes 373 amino acids. NCBI's taxonomy places the organism in Eukaryota, Metazoa, Arthropoda, Arachnida, Sarcoptiformes, Oppiidae. The record is from RefSeq and is a predicted model, not a curated record. The transcript has 8 exons. Gene Ontology annotation, molecular function: RNA polymerase II cis-regulatory region sequence-specific DNA binding; DNA-binding transcription factor activity, RNA polymerase II-specific. Gene Ontology annotation, cellular component: nucleus.